This is a messenger RNA of Cololabis saira (Pacific saury), 4061 nucleotides long. RefSeq names its product protocadherin-10-like. The record is from RefSeq and is a predicted model, not a curated record. Gene Ontology annotation, cellular component: plasma membrane. The transcript is spliced from 4 exons. Bases 147 to 3149 code for a protein of 1000 amino acids. Gene Ontology annotation, biological process: homophilic cell-cell adhesion. NCBI's taxonomy places the organism in Eukaryota, Metazoa, Chordata, Actinopteri, Beloniformes, Belonidae. Gene Ontology annotation, molecular function: calcium ion binding.
UUCUCCUCUCUUCUCACUCAGACAGACAGGCAGGCGCUCCAUCCUCACCAAGCUCAAGUUGAGUUGUUUUUGUGUUUGUUUGUUGUUUUUUUUCAGGUGGUAUUUUACUGUCUUAACACAAUCCUGCUCCUCUUUCGGCCUCACAUAUGGAGACAAGGAAAAGACUGUGUGGGAAAUGGCUAGUGAUGUGCCAUUUUGCGUUGUUGACUUGCGUCUUGGAUGCGGUGCGCGCACAGAUACGAUACUCCAUCCCAGAGGAGCUGGAGCACGGAGCUUUCGUUGGCAACAUCGCAGAGGACCUGGGUCUGGAUUUGGACAAGCUCUCUGCGCGCAGGUUUCGGAUCGUUUCGGGCUCCAAGAGGCAGUACGUGGAGGUAAAUCUGGAAAACGGAGUUCUGUUUGUGAACGAAAGAAUUGACAGAGAAGAACUAUGCGAACAGAGUUUGUCGUGUUCCUUCCACCUGCAAGUUGUGAUAGAAAACCCUCUGGAGUUGUACAGGGUGGAGAUCGAGAUCUUGGACGUGAAUGACAACUCUCCCAGUUUCCCGUGGACCGAGUUUAACCUGGACAUAUCGGAGUCUGCUGCGCCCGGGUCGCGCUUCCCUCUGGAGAGCGCGCAGGACCUGGACGUGGGAUCCAACUCUCUGCGCACCUACCUGCUCAGCGUCAACGAGCAUUUCUACCUGGACAUACAGACGCGCAGCGACGGCAGUAAAUUCGCAGAGCUGGUCCUGCAGAUCCCGCUGGACAGGGAGCAGCGCAGCGCGCACCAGAUGGUGUUAACGGCGGUGGACGGGGGCGCGCCGGAGCGCUCCGGCACCGCGCAGGUCGAUGUCACCGUCCUGGACGCGAACGACAACGCGCCGGUGUUCGACCAGUCCUUCUACAGAGUCAGGCUGCCAGAGAACGCGCAGAAAGGCACGGUCGUCAUCAAACUCAACGCGUCGGAUCUGGACGAGGGUUCAAACGCGGACAUCACCUACUCCUUCAGCGGCCACGCGCCCAUCAAAGUGCGCCAGCUUUUCAGCGUGGACCCGCGCACCGGGGAAAUCAAAGUGAAAGGAGUGAUAGACUACGAAAAGGCCAGGAUGCAUGAGAUUUACGUGCAGGCCAAAGAUAAAGGCCCGUCGGCCGUGGCGGUCCACUGCAAAGUGUUGGUGAACGUCUUGGAUAGGAACGACAACCUCCCCGAGGUGAUCCUCACAUCGGUGUCCACGCCCGUGCAGGAGGACGCGCCCCCGGGGACCGUCAUAGCUGUCAUCAGCGUCAUGGACAAAGAUGCAGGUGAAAACGGGAACGUGGACUGUGAGAUCCCCCAUCACGUCCCAUUCCAGCUCCACUCGUCUUUUAAGAACUAUUACACAUUAGUGACUUCUGAUUUCCUGGACAGAGAAGCAGUCCCAGAGUAUAACAUCACCCUAACCGCCCGAGAUUCAGGCUCUCCACCGUUAUUCACGAGAAAAAGCAUCCCGGUGCAGGUGUCUGACGUGAAUGACAACGCGCCUCGUUUUAAACAGCCUUCAUAUACCGUGUAUCUAACUGAGAAUAACGCACCGGGGGCGUCCAUCUGCUCCGUGAGCGCACUGGAUCCAGAUUAUGGCCAGAAUGCAUAUUUGUCGUACUCUGUAUCGGAAGGGGACAUACAGGGGAUGCCCGUUUCCACAUACGUGUCCAUAAACUCCGACAACGGCAACAUUUACGCGCUGCGCUCCUUUGACCACGAGAAACUUAAAAACUUUCACAUCACAGUUCAGGCGCAAGACGCCGGGUUUCCGCCUCUGAAAAGCAACGUCUCCGUCAUCAUCUUUAUUUUGGACCAAAACGACAACGCGCCCGUGAUCGUGGCACCCGUGCCGUUUCCAAACGGCACUGCGGCCAAUAACGCAGUCGUGCCCAGAUCCGCGGACGCAGGCUAUCUGGUCGCCAAGGUGGUCGCCGCGGACGCGGACGCGGGCCAGAACUCGCGUCUCUUCUACCAGAUGCUCCAGGCCACGGAUCCGAGCCUGUUCAGCGUCGCCCUGUACACGGGCGAGAUCAGGACGAUGAGGCAGUUGGACGAGAAGGAGCCCAGCAGGCACAGGCUGGUCGUCCUGGUGAAGGACAAUGGUCAACCGCCCCUCUCGGCCACGGUUUCCAUCAUCCUGUCAGUGGUUGACAGCCUGCCAGAUACGCAGCCAGAUCUGGGUGAGCUGUCACUGCAGAGCCCCCAUCACAUCAGCUCCAACCUCACCCUGUACUUAAUCGUGGCUCUGGGCGCAGUCUCCUUCUCGUUCCUGCUGGCUAUUAUUCUCCUCGUCGCAGUGAGGAGACUGAAGGGCAGAGAGUCCAGCAAAGAGUCCAGCUUCUCCUCCUCCUCCAGCAGCAGCAGCAGCAGCUGUUGUUGCUGCUGCUGCUCUCGUUCAGAGCUGCCCACCACCACGGAGGUGUUGAAGAAGUCCAACUUGAAUGUCCGCAUGUCCAGCACGGGCGCGUCGGGCUGCGCAGAGCCGAGCGGCAAGAGCGCGCUCCCGCAGGUGUACUGCUACAAAAUGUGUCUGACGCCGGAGUCGUCCAAGAGUGACUUUAUGUUCCUCAAGCCGUGCAGUCCGGCCAUGUCAGUGCCGCAGAAUAACGCCAAGAGCACGGACUACCUGACUUCUGGCUGGAGCGCACUGGACCGGAAUGAGCUGUCCAACAACAGAGCGGCGACUCCAACCGAGCAGCACAAGUAUUCAAAUAAGGACUGGACAUGGACCAAGAACCAACGUAACUUAGUGUACAAGAGGUAUAGUACAGCAAAUAUGGAGGGGACUCUUUCACGGCAUCCAAAAUAUGAUCCCGAUGGGUUUUCCAGCUCUGUGGCACCGCAGUACUGGACCUGGGGCAGCCACAUGAACGAGUGCAAGAAGUCUCUUGAAGAGGAAGCGCUCCCAAACUCCUCCUGGACUCCAAAGUGCAGCCAGCCUCUUUCUGAGCCACCAGACUAUCAGCACAACGUGUACAUCCCGGGCACCACGUCGGGCUACAGCACUCUCAAACUCACGCCCAGAGGAGACCUGGACGUCUACAACACCUUCUCCACUUUUGGAAAGAAGAAGAAAUUCAUCUCGAGCUACGAUGAAUCUUUUGACAGAGACGACGGCAGCAUCAGCAACUCUAUCUUUACAUGAAACGCUUCAUAUGUCGGUGGUUGAGUUAGGAUACGGCUGAACAGAGGCCGCCGAUAAGGACUUGGGAUGAAUUUACUCUGAAUUUACGAACAGUAUCUUGCUGAAGUUUCCGUUUGUAAAUCACAAGGGGGAUAUUCAUCCUGCAUGUACAUUUACAGCUAAUAUGUAAGUUAACCAUUAGCAGAAAAAGAGAAAUGUAUCAGCGUAUAUAUCAUUAUGUUAUGAUUUAACAGAUGUAUAUAAAUAUAAAAUAACAUGUAUUUAAAAUACAGAUGUAUUUUACUGAUAUUCUACAGGAUUUCUUUCUCUCUCGUCUUAGCUGUAGCAUGCGCCCUGCCGUGCACCAAUACUGUAUUUACCAAUUCUGCUGGAAAUCAUUUUUAAAACUUCAGAGCAGGAAGUUCAAUCUAUCGUAGAUAUUCAAUACAUUUUAGUUCUAAUCAACCCAUAAAUUCAUUCAUGCUGUUAAUGCUGUGAAGACUCUUUUUAUAAAUUGUCAACAAUCUGUACAUAAUGCAUAAAGCAAUGCAAAAUGUCCUGGGAAGGUGUGGAACGGUCUUGGAAAGUCCUCAGCAUUAGAAUCGAAGAAAACAAAGUGAAUGCUUUACUUAAAAAUAAGGAAAAACUGUUACACUGUUUUGCAUUUGAACUGAAUUUGUUUGCCUCUUUGAGAGUUGGUGUAACAAGGACGGGCAGCAGAGCUGCGGUUGCAGCUUUUGAUCUUGUGCAGUAUCACAGAAACACAUCGCACUCAUCUGUUAAUGACAUUUUGAUAACACAAGUAACAGCAUUUCAAGUUGAUGUAAAUGACAUCUGGACAGGAAAAAGAGAAAAUUAAAUCUAUAUAAGAAAGUAGCUGACAUUCUGGUCGUUACUGAUUGUGAAGUAUGGGUUUUACCUUGAUAAUUGUUU